Messenger RNA from Dama dama (fallow deer), 4660 nucleotides. RefSeq names its product GRAM domain containing 1C (gene GRAMD1C). Gene Ontology annotation, biological process: intracellular sterol transport. The record is from RefSeq and is a predicted model, not a curated record. The transcript is spliced from 14 exons. The coding region runs from base 1682 to 3061 and encodes 459 amino acids. Lineage: Eukaryota; Metazoa; Chordata; Mammalia; Artiodactyla; Cervidae. Gene Ontology annotation, cellular component: plasma membrane; endoplasmic reticulum membrane; endoplasmic reticulum-plasma membrane contact site. Gene Ontology annotation, molecular function: sterol transfer activity; sterol binding.
UGCAUUCUGACUGGUAGCCUAGAAAAGAGUGCUGGUGCUACAAACCAGGAAGUGACAAAUAAUGUGCUUAUAGUAGAGCUUGUCUUUUAUAAGGAAAAUUCAUAACAAAACUAGAGGAUUAAAGUAGUGAUUUUACAUAGUUGUCAUUAAAUGUUUGGAACUCUACUGUAGAGAAACCUUGCAGUGUACUUAGAAUACAAAGCUUUCAGGGCUAGAAAUUGAUCUGACUUUUGAGCCUUAUCUGAUUACUGCUUGAUUCGUCUUUAUUUUGUUCAAGAGUUCAGCAGGCUGAAGGGGGAGCCUUCCUCCCCAUUGUUCCCAGGCUUCAACAAUAUGUGAACCGAGAACUUCCAGAUGUGCAAGCUGGAUUUAGAAAAGGCAGAGGAACCAGAGAUCAAUUGCCAGCAUCUGUUGGAUCAUAGAAAAAGCAAGGGAAUUCCAGAAAAACAUCUGCUUCUUUGUGCUAAAGACCGAUGUGUGGAUCACAACAAACUGUGGAAAAUUCUUAAAGAGAUCACCUUACUUGCCUCCUAAGAAACCUGUAUGCAGGUCAAGAAGCAACAGUUAGAACCAGACAUGAAACAAUGGACUGGUUCCAAAUUGGGAAAGGAGUAUGGCAAGGCUGUAUAUUGUCACCCUCCUUAUUUAACUUAUAUGCAGAGUACAUCAUGCAAAAUGUUGGACUGGAUGAAGUACAGGCUCGAAUUAAGGUUGCCAGGAGAAAUAUCAAUAACCUCAGAUACACAGAUGACACCAUCCUAGUGGCAGAAAGCAAAGAACUAAAGAGCCUCAUGAUGAAGGUGAAAGAUGAGAGUGAAAAGCUGGCUUAAAACUCAACAUUCAAAAAACGAUCAUGCCAUCCAGUCUCAUUACUUCAUAGCAAAUAGGUGGGGAGACAGUGACAGACUUUAUUUUCUUGGGCUCCAAAAUCACUUUGGAUGGUGACUGCAGCCAUGAAAUUAAAGACAUUUGCUCCUUAGAAGAAAAGCUAUGAUGAACCUAGACAGUGUAUUAAAGGAGAGGUCACUUUGCUGACAAAGGUCUGUCUAGUCAAAGCUAUGGUUUUUCCAGUAGUCGUGUAUGGAUGUGAGAGUUGGACCAUAAAAAAGGCUGAGCACUGAAGAAUUGAUGCUUUUGAACUGUGGUGUUGGAGAAGACUCUUGAGAGUCCCUUGGACUGCAGGGAGAUCAAACCAGUCCAUCCUAAAGGAAAUCAACCCUGAAUAUUCUUGGAAGGACUGAUGGUACCUUGAAGCUGAAACUCCAAUACUUUGACCACCUGAUGAGAAGAGCCAACUCAUUGGAAAAGACCCUGAUGCUGGAAAAGAUUCAAGGCAGGAGAAGAAGGGAAUAACAGGAUGAGAUGUUUGGAUAGCAUCACUGACUCAAUGGACAUGAGUUUGAGCAAACUCUGGGAGAUGGUUAAGGACAGGAAAGCCUGGCAUGCUGCGGUACAUGGACUUGCAGAGAGUCAGACAUGAAUGAAUGACUGAACAACAACCAAUGAUACUUACCAAGAAAGAACAAGUUGAACUUUAUGGAAAAUAAAUAAAAAUAAAGACUUCCCUGGUGGUCCAUUGAUUAGACUUCGCCUUCUAGUAUAGCAGAGCUUGACCAGACAGGAAUUCUGGCAGCUGCUCCAAGAGAACUAUGGCACUGAGGUAGGCUUAAAUGCUGAAGAGAUGGAGAACUUAUCCCUGUCGAUUGAGGAUACUGUGCAGCCAAGAAGUCCAGGAAGAAGCAGCCUGGAUGACUGUGGGGAGAGAGAUGAAAAAUUAUCCAAGUCAAUCAGUUUUACCCGUGAAUCAAUUAGUUGGGUUUCAGAGUCAGAGUCAAUUGAAGGAAAUUCACCAAAAGGGGGGCUAGGGAAAGAGGAACCCCAAAAUGAGAAACAGAUCAAAAGUCCUUCACUAACUUCAGAAAAGAGGUUAAGUAGACAGUCAUCAAAAUCACUGGACUUGAAUAAAAAUGAGUAUCUUUGUCUGGACAAAAGCAGCACUUCAGAUUCUGUCGAUGAAGAAAACAUUCUUGAGAAAGACCUUCAUGGAAGACUUUAUAUCAACCGUGUGUUUCAUAUCAGUGCUGAAAGAAUGUUUGAAUUGCUGUUCACCAGUUCACACUUUAUGCAGAGAUUUUCUAAUUCUAGAAAUAUAAUAGAUGUAGUAUCUACCCCUUGGAAUGUGGAACCUGGAGGUGACCAGCUGAGAACCAUGACUUACACUAUAGUCCUUAACAAUCCACUAACUGGAAAGUGUACCACGGCCACUGAAAAGCAGAGACUGUAUAAAGAAAGUCGGGAAGCACAGUUUUAUUUGGUAGAUGCAGAAGUGCUCACACACGAUGUCCCCUACCAUGAUUACUUCUAUACUCUCAACAGAUACUGUAUCAUCCGAUCUUCAAAGCAGAAAUGCCGACUGAGAGUUUCAACAGAUUUGAAAUACAAAAAACAACCGUGGGCUUUUGUCAAAUCUUUAAUUGAGAAGAAUUCCUGGAGUUCGCUGGCAGAUUAUUUUAAACAGCUUGAUUAUUUUUUUUUAGAAUCAGAUUUGUUAAUGGAAGAAUCUGUGGUAAAUCAGUCCAUGGAAGACCCUGGAAAACUUACUGGCCUGCGAAGGAGAAGGCGAACAUUCAACAGAACAGCAGAAACAGCUCCUAAACUUUCUUCUCAGCGUUCUUCUGGAGAUAUGAGUUUAGAGGCCAAAGGGGAUAUUACAGGAAAGAAAAAGGAAAUUGAAAGCUAUAACACCAUCCUUAUUGUGGUGAUGAGUAUUUUUUUGCUGUUGCUAGUUUUGCUGAAUGUGAUGCUGUUUCUGAAGUUGUCAAAGAUAGAAUAUGCUGCUCAGUCCUUUUACCGUCUUCAUCUCCAAGAAGAAAAAUCUUUAAAUUUAGCCUCUGAUUUGGUGUCAAGAGCGGAAGCUGUUCAAAAGAGCAAAGGCCAGGCCCAUCGCUUAAAACGAGUGCUCCGGGACUCCAUGGUGAUGCUGGAACAGUUGAAGAGCUCACUUAUUAUGCUUCAGAGAACCUUUGAUCUACUAAGUAAGAACAAGACUAUCCAAAGCUAGUGAUCUUAAGGACCAAAAUGUAGAGAUAUGUGGAACCAAAAGACAACAUCUUGAAGAAAACCAGAAGAUGAAAGAUCUGAAUGGUCACAGGAACAUUUCAAUAUUUUUCAUUAUUCAUACAUCUAAUAUGAACAUUCUUUCUAAUAACACUUAUUGGAGAAUUAGCCUCCGAUGGCCUUAAGAAUCCAUCCUUUCAGUUCUUAUACAUAAUUCUAAGCUGUGAAUUUCUCCAAUGAAGCGUGAAAUAUUUUGUGGAUUUGAAGUUUUGUGACACAAAAAGAACUGAGUGGUAUGGCCUCAUUUUCACAGUGAGGUUUGAAGUUUGAUGCUUUAAGUUUAUCUGUUAGCACAGAAUUAGUAUGUAUCCAUUAGACUGUUUUCACAGGUAAACAUUAAAGAGGAUAAAGAAGACAACAGAAGAAACCUCUAAAUCAUUAUUAUCUUUUAUCUUUUAAAACUUAUUAUUAUCAGUUUUCAGGCAUAUAUUAUAACAUAGCUUUGUGUACUGUAAAUAUUACAGUGUCUUCAUUUGUUUAGCAAGUAAAUUCAAUAGUUGAACCUUUGAAUCUGCAUGUUGAUGAUUAUCUGAAAGAUUCUUCAGCCAUGUUGUAUAUGAAGGAAGUAAGUGUUUCUUCAGGGGGCUGUCAGAGGUGCAGUUAUCUUGCCUCUUCAUACAUCAAAUGGCAGAAGAGUCCACUUCAGAAAAGGAAGCAGAUAGUAUACCAACCCUCAAAAUGAAGAACUGUGCUCUGAGUUUUAAAAAGAUUAUGUUAAAACCUGGGCGUUUUAGUGUCAGAGCAAAUACAUACUUGAACUAAGCUUGGCUUCAGCUUAGCAAACUUUUAUGAUGGAAAUGAGCCAUCUGGUUGAAAAUAAUUUGUGGAUUACUUUUCAGUAGCCACGUAUGGCUUUAUUUACUCAUUCAUGUGUGUGUGGCUAUAGUCAGUUAGUUGUAAGCCAGACACAAAACUUUAACUCGUUAAUGAAGACUUUGGGGGGCAUUAUCUCCCAAUACAAGUGCACUGACAAGUUGUAAAUCAGACAUGAGCUUUGGCUCUUUCAAAGUUGUUAGGGAUAUGUGUCUUAAUAGAAGUUAUGUCUCUGGAACAAGAGAGGGACAUUGCAGAAUAAUUUGUAUAUAUUCUUACUGUUUGAAUAACAAUUGCCUUUAAAUGUUUUUUUUUGCCCAGAGUCAUUCAAGCCACAUGGGAUUGCUAAAGUCAUUUUUGUGAUGCUCACAGAGAAAGAAAAGUAUUGACUGGAUUAGAGGAGAACCAGGUUUCUCUGGGUGAAUCCCAACUAACUUACCUACCAGUGUAGCUACCUGGAGGUUUUAUGAUGAGGAUCUAUGAGGUGUCUGACUAUGAGCAAGAAUGACUGGAUUGUCAUUCUAAAACUUGUUCUCUGUUAAGUUCACAAAAAUGGUCAAUGAGAAGCUGAAUAUAUUUGUGAUGUAUCCUCAAAACUUGUACUUCAUAAAAUACCUCAAAAGAAAGUUACCAAAGUUGCUUUAUAAAUUAUGACUAAAUAUGUGCAGAAUUCAAUUAACUGUAUUCGAGCCUAUGUAAAUUGAGUAUCAAUAAAAUCCAAAAUGUCUAA